GCUGGUUCAGCCCGCCCUAACUCUGGGGAGGGGGUGGGGCGGGGGGAGCCCUAUAAUUGGAGGAGGACGGGAUCCCAGAUCCCUGCGCAUCCCCUGGAGCCUAAGGACUGGUUUCCGCAGGAGCUGAUUGGCCAAUCGCAGGCGGAACGAUGAAGGUUCUGUGGGCGGUGCUGGCGGUCUCGUUGCUGGCAGGAUGUCUGGCGGAAGGAGAGCCGGAGCUGGAGCCUGAGGUGACAGACCGGGUUGGAUGGCCGAGCAACAAACCCUGGGAGCAGGCGCUGGGCCGCUUCUGGGAUUACCUGCGCUGGGUGCAGACGCUGUCUGACCAGGUCCAAGAGGAACUGCAGAGCACACAAGUCACCCAGGAACUGACGGUGCUGAUGGAAGACACCAUGACAGAGGUGAAGGCUUACAAGGCGGAGCUGGAGGAACAGCUGGGCCCAAUGGCCGAGGAGACGCGGGCCCGCCUGACCAAGGAGGUGCAGGCGGCCCAGGCACGGCUCGGAGCAGACAUGGAGGAUGUGCGCAACAGGCUGGUGCUGUACCACAACGAGCUGCAAACGAUGCUGGGCCAAAGCACAGAGGAGCUGCGAGCACGCUUCGCCACGCACCUGCGCAAACUGCGCAAGCGCCUGAUGAGGGAUGCGGAGGAUCUGCAGAAGCGCCUGGCAGUGUAUAAGGCUGGGGCGCAUGAGGGCGCCGAGCGCGGUGUAAGCGCCAUCCGUGAGCGCCUUGGGCCACUGGUGGAGCAGGGCCGCCAGCGCACUGCCAGCCUAGGCACUGUGGCCACCCAGCCGCUGCGGGAUCGCGCCCAGGCCUUGGGUGCCCGGAUCCGAGGGCGUCUGGAGGAGAUGGGCAACCAGGCCCGAGACCGCCUGGAGGAGAUGCGUGAGCAAAUGGAGGAAGUGCGUGCCAAGGUGGAGGAGCAGGCCCAGCAGAUGCGAGUGCAGGCGGAGGUUUUCCAGGCCCGCCUCAAGGGUUGGUUCGAGCCACUGGUGGAAGAUAUGCAGCGCCAGUGGGCAAACCUGGUGGAGAAGAUCCAGGCCUCUGUGGCCGCCAACCCCAAACACCCCACCCUGGCACCCAUCGAGAGUCAAUGAGUGCCCCCCUCACCUGCCUUGCUACCCUCAGCCAGCAGGUGGCCCUGUCCCCAAAACCAUCCUGGUCCCCUGGUGGCCCUUGCUUAAUAAAGAUUUGCCAAGCACCUCC
This is a messenger RNA of Nannospalax galili (Upper Galilee mountains blind mole rat), 1209 nucleotides long. RefSeq names its product apolipoprotein E (gene Apoe). The transcript has 4 exons. Gene Ontology annotation, biological process: positive regulation of nitric-oxide synthase activity; lipid transport; regulation of amyloid-beta clearance. The coding region runs from base 150 to 1100 and encodes 316 amino acids. Gene Ontology annotation, molecular function: very-low-density lipoprotein particle receptor binding; lipid binding; amyloid-beta binding. NCBI's taxonomy places the organism in Eukaryota, Metazoa, Chordata, Mammalia, Rodentia, Spalacidae. The record is from RefSeq and is a predicted model, not a curated record. Gene Ontology annotation, cellular component: intermediate-density lipoprotein particle; extracellular region.